AUGUUUGGAGUGAUACUGAGUGAAAUAGCUGGAGCCAAAAUAACGGAAGGAAAUCCAUCUAUCACAGAUUUAAGUGACCCGAAUAGACCUAUAAAACUUGCUGAGCGUUUUGGAGAACUUUAUGACGGUCCUUGGACUGAUGUUUUGGAGGAAUUUACAAAAGGUGCGAAAAAUACCCAGCAGGGAAUAAAAUUGGAGAGAGAGGUUAUCGACGAAAUGCAGACAUUGUUGAGGGAUAUUUCAUCAGUUUGUACGGAAACAGCAGAAAACAUAAUAAAAGACAUAACUAGGUCACUUAGAUUAAAACAAGAGAAUGUUAGCUAUGAACUCAGACAAGCAAUGACUAGCCUGAGGAAACUGGCGUCACAGACGAGUACCGAUGUCGUUACACAGGUAGAUUGUAUAUUCUUUUGUUGA
Molecule: messenger RNA, 417 nt
Organism: Saccostrea echinata
Lineage: Eukaryota; Metazoa; Mollusca; Bivalvia; Ostreida; Ostreidae
Exons: 4
Coding region: 1-417 (138 amino acids)
Source: RefSeq, a predicted model, not a curated record